AUGUUUUAUUCCCAUGAGAUUUUAAGCAGUACCCAGUAUGGGGUUGCUACUAUUUGGCUGGUGGCCACGGUAGGCAAAGGAAACCAGAAGAGACUGACUAAGAAGGCGAUCCAAGAAGUCAACGUUCCAAAGGCUUGCGAGAAAAUACUGGAUCCAGGAGCUCCUCUUGCUCUCCGUCUCCAAGGCAAUCUACUCUAUGGUGUUUCACGUGUUUUCGAGCAGCAGUGUGCCUAUGUUCUCACGGACGCUGAAAAGACCCAGUCUGACAUGGUGACAUUUUUUCGCAUCAUUCAAACAAGUGAAACUGAUCCGCGAGCCGGAAAGUCCAAGCGUCAGAACAUUGUUUUACAAGAUGACCCUGCUUUUGAUCCUUUCACCUCACUUCCAAACUUGAACCUGCUGCAAUGGGACAAAGAUUUUGUGCUAUUUCCAAGCCAGGGUUCCUCAAGCAAGUUCUCCCAAAUGACACCGCUCGCAACAGCUGGUAGCCAAGGUAGUUUCUCGCCACGCCACCGCUCUGCAUUGAUCAAUCUUGAGCUUCCACCUUCUUCACAAUCAGCUGCAAGCUGCCGCCUUCCCUCAGAUUUUGGUAGACUCAGUCCUUUGUUUGGCAAAUCAAUUCACCAUCCUGACAGCAUGACUGAGUUCCAACCGCUUGCUGACGAUGAAUUUCCAUCCAUCUCGGGAAUCGGCUUUGAAUUCGACGCAGAGGGAAAUCUCGUUAGCAUUCUUGAUCAAGAGCCUGAGCCUGAGCCUGAACUGCCUCCUCUUCCUGCCGCGACAAAUGCUACAAGCAGUCUUGGAUUACAGCAAGUGAUGAAAGACGAUCAACUACAGGCCGCAGAACAAACAGAGGCAGGCACUAAUCGAGUAUCUGCCAAGAUGGCUAGAUCGAGGCGGAUCAACCCACAUGCUAUGUUGGAUGAAAGAAUCCAAAUUUCCAGCCGAGAACUCAGAGAUUGGACUGAAAACUACGUUUCGAAUGCCGAAUCCCUCCGCCAACAACAGCGAAAGACCAUCACUACUCUUGGGCAAGCGAGGAGGAAUGCAAUGGCACUCCUCUAUGACUACGGUGUCGCUCGUGUCGGAGCAUAUCAUCAAGCGGAAGGUCUAAUGCAUCCACUGGCAGCUGAUUUUUCCGGCAUCUCGUUAAAGGCACGCCUCCAAGGAAAAGAGCCAGAUGAAAUCGAGCAACUCGAACCUAUAAAGAGAGGCCGUCGACGGAAGUCAGAUGAAGCUUUUGAAGACGAACAUGGCGCAGACCAACGAAAUGCAAAGCAACGAGUUAUUGAAGAAGUCGAGCUUGGUCGAGGCGGUAAUUACGAUGAAGCACAUAUCAUGUUUGAUGAUAACUCGGUUCCUGAGAUAGGAAUGGAUGCGCCGCCGCCAAUGGAAGAUCAUCAUUCUUCCUCAAUGAUGCCAUGGAGUCGACCUGGCUCGGCUGUCCCAGGAUCUUCCGUCCGAGGCAGUGCCCAGAAGCCAAAGACUGCCCCCAGCCCUCUACUCGGCCGUGGAAGUGCUCUGAAUACCAUCGAUCGCCAUAGUGAUCCUGCCGAGCCGCUCUUUGGAAUGGACGACUUUGGUUCUCACGACUCGUCUUUCCAACUGAGUGGCCCUAUUGGUCCUCUGGACUAUGAUCGAGACAAUGCCACUCAAUUUUCGACUCAAGGCCUUGAUGUUACUAGUCAAGAUUUCCUGGGUUAUGUAGCAGAGCAAGCUGCAAAAAAAGGGGUCGUCUACGGCCGAGACAAAAAACAUCGUCGGUGGAUUGAGUUUGAGGAGCUAGCCGAACCAACUACUCAUCCUAGAGCCGUUGCCGCUCAAGCGUUUCUACAUGUGCUAUCGCUGGCGUCGAAGAACGUAAUCUCAGUCCACCAAGAAGGCGUGGCAACCAUGCAGCCUUUCGGGGCUCUUCACAUUGGAAUAAACGCCUCUGUCAACGAAAUGUUUGACACGCAGAUGGAGUCGGAAGAUGAGCUUGCUUAA
Messenger RNA from Trichoderma asperellum CBS 433.97, 1986 nucleotides. The record is from RefSeq and is a predicted model, not a curated record. Lineage: Eukaryota; Fungi; Ascomycota; Sordariomycetes; Hypocreales; Hypocreaceae.